GCAGCAUCAGCAUCAGCAUCAGCAUCAUCAUCCCGCCGCUCAGCCCAGCCCAGCCCUUUUCCUUCGAUGGACAACAACGGGCCCAGGACCAAAGGAGAUGCCCUGCAGGUGAGCGGGGCCAGGAGGGAAUGGGGAAGGAGCCUAGAGAGGAAGGAGACAAGUUACAUUGAAGAUAACUCAAGCAAAAAUGGUGCCAUCUCCCUGAUUUUCUCUCUCAAAGAAGAAGUAGGAGCAUUAGCUAAAGUCUUAUGCUUGUUUGAGGAGAAAGAUAUAAAUCUAACCCACAUUGAAUCCAGGCCAUCUCUUCUAAAUAAAGACGAAUAUGAGUUCUUCAUAAAUCUGGAUAACAGGAACAUACCAGCCCUGGAUGAAAUCAUAAAGAGCCUGAGACUCGAAAUCGGUGCCACUGUUCAUGAACUUUCUCGAGACAAGAAGAAGGACACAGUGCCUUGGUUCCCAAGAACAAUUCAAGAGUUAGAUAAAUUUGCCAAUCAGAUUCUCAGCUAUGGGGCUGAACUGGACGCAGACCACCCAGGUUUUAAAGAUCCUGUAUACCGGGCUAGACGGAAGCAGUUUGCUGAUAUUGCCUACAACUACAGACAUGGGCAACCCAUCCCGAAGAUUGAAUAUACAGAAGAGGAGAAGAAAACAUGGGGCACAGUGUUCAGAACCCUAAAAUCAUUAUAUACAACACAUGCCUGCUAUGAACACAACCACAUUUUCCCUCUUCUGGAAAAGUACUGUGGUUUUCAAGAAGGCAACAUUCCACAACUAGAAGAUGUUUCACAGUUCCUCCAAACCUGUACUGGGUUUCGCAUUCGACCCGUGGCCGGCCUUCUUUCUUCCCGGGAUUUUUUGGGCGGGCUGGCAUUCCGAGUGUUCCACUGUACCCAGUACAUCAGACACGGAUCCAAACCGAUGUACACACCAGAACCGGACAUCUGCCAUGAGCUUCUCGGACACGUGCCAUUGUUUUCUGACCGGAGCUUUGCCCAGUUUUCCCAGGAAAUUGGACUUGCGUCUUUGGGUGCCCCUGAUGAAUAUAUUGAGAAGCUCGCUACGAUUUACUGGUUUACUGUGGAGUUUGGGCUGUGUAAACAAGGUGGCUCCAUAAAAGCUUACGGUGCCGGGCUUCUGUCUUCAUUUGGUGAAUUACAGUAUUGUUUAUCGGAAAAGCCUCAGCUUCUGCCACUGGACCUGGAAAAAACAUCAGUCCAGAAAUACAGCGUCACUGAAUUUCAGCCCACUUAUUUUGUUGCUGAAAGCUUUAAAGAUGCAAAGGAAAAAGUGAGAAACUUUGCUUCAACAAUUCCUCGACCCUUCUCAGUGCGCUAUGAUCCAUACACACAGAGGAUUGAGGUCUUGGACAAUGCAGAUCAGCUUAAAAUUUUGGCCGAUUCCAUCAGUGGUGAAGUUGGAAUACUCUGCGGUGCCCUUCAGAAAAUAAAAUGAAGAUUGAUUCAGCAACCUCAUGUGCCAGAAGUAACACACCAAAUUGAUUGCAGGAAAAUAUUGCAUUCUCUUUAUUUUUCUCACCUAAUCCCUAAGUGUAAACUCUCUAGCAUUAACCCUACGAAUUACUGUCCUUCUGAGCUUGGGGAUAUAAUUUGAUUAGAUAUGAUUCUAUUUUCUCAGUUUAGCUUUGGCUUUUUUGACAAGACUUUGAUUCUAAUUUGAAUUUAGGACCUGUAUUAGUCAAACAAUGUCCUAUUUUGCUGUUGAUGGAAUAUGAACUCAUGAAGGAAUGAUGAAAAUUAUAUGUUAGAUUCAAUUGAA
Messenger RNA from Tachyglossus aculeatus (Australian echidna), 1776 nucleotides. It is a transcript of the gene PAH, whose product is annotated as phenylalanine hydroxylase. The coding region runs from base 67 to 1452 and encodes 461 amino acids. Gene Ontology annotation, molecular function: iron ion binding; phenylalanine 4-monooxygenase activity. Lineage: Eukaryota; Metazoa; Chordata; Mammalia; Monotremata; Tachyglossidae. Gene Ontology annotation, biological process: L-tyrosine biosynthetic process; L-phenylalanine catabolic process. The record is from RefSeq and is a predicted model, not a curated record. The transcript has 13 exons.